Molecule: messenger RNA, 1937 nt
Organism: Anopheles gambiae (African malaria mosquito)
Lineage: Eukaryota; Metazoa; Arthropoda; Insecta; Diptera; Culicidae
Product: trichohyalin
Exons: 3
Coding region: 266-1792 (508 amino acids)
Biological process (GO): apoptotic process
Cellular component (GO): keratin filament
Source: RefSeq, a predicted model, not a curated record
ACCGUGCCAAAACAAGAGAAAAAAACACAUCAACAAACAAACGGUCGGUGACUCGCGUGCAGUUUAGUUCGCUUUUUAGUUUUUUGUUAGAAAUGUGCAACUGUUUCUCUAAUUUUCACAGGUAGUUCAGUGAGUGCAAACACACCACCAUCAGCUAUCGUACAUUAAAGCUUUAUCUGAAUAGUAACCACUGCACCAUUCCUCCAUCGAGAUCAUCACGCGUGCAAACGAUCGAUAUCGUUCGGUUAGUUGGCUCUACAGAAGAAUGCGUAGCGCAAAGUUACAGGCAGCGCUGGUGAAACGACGGGAAGCGGAACAGAUCAAGUACCAAAAGUCAGCCGCCGUAGAACGGUACUACGACCAGUGGGGACGCAUCACGAGCCGGUACGAGUCAUGGACCACGCCCAAGUACUACCGGGAAGCGGAAGAAGCACUCCGGAAGCGAGAGGAUGAGAAGAAGAAACAGGAAGCACUGGAAUUGAAACGUGCCCGUCUAAAGGAACUUUUACAGAAGGAAAAUGAGGAGCUACAAAAGGAGAUGGAAAAUAUAUCUCGCCCAAAACCGAAGUCAGUUUCAACUGAAAUCCUGGAAGGAAUCCGAUCGCGGUUGCACAGUGCGGAAGAAGCAAAGAAGCGCAUGGACCUGGAGGCAAACUUGUACAGCAAGUGGCGCCUUGGCUUUGACAAAGACGCAGUGAUAAUGGACUCGAAAACGACACACCAGGCGAUGGCCAAGCUGAACUGGAUCGAUCGGCAGGUGGAGCUGCAACUGCAGGACGAAAAGGAUCGCCGCGAGCAGCAGGAACGGCAGCUAAAGCUAUCCGAGGAGGUCCGUCGAAGGGAGGAGCUGAUGCUGGAAAAGAACCGAAUGCGCGAGCAGGAACUGAAGGAACUUCGCAGCAUGCAGGAAAUGCACAUGGCGGAGCUGAAGUCGCGGGAACAGGAAGCGAACGAGCUGAAGAUGUACGAGGUGCGGUUGAAAACGAAAAAGGAAGAGAUGGUCAACGAGUUGGAGCAGCUGCGCGUGUACAACGAUGUGAGGCGCGACCGUGUGGUGGCGAUGCAUAACUUAAGGCGCAUAAAGAUGCUGCUCCGCGAGCGCUCGGAAGCGGUGCGGAACGAUCUGCAGCAUGACAUUCAGCUGCUGCAACGCAUCAGCAGCGAUAAUCCCGCAUCGUGCGACAGUGCGGAAGGGAUCGAGUACUUGCGGCGCAAGUUUCAGCUCCAGUACGAUCUGGAGGUGGAGCAGCAGAUGACCAUCGAGGGCAUGUACGAGUCGGAGGCGAAACACAGUUUGGCCAAGUGUGAGGACAAAUGGAACAGCGAGGCGAUCAUUCGAGAGCAGCAGCUGCGCUGCCUGCUGGAGGACCGGCUGAUGGACUUCGAAACGAAGCUGGUCGACUGUACGCAAAGGCAGCGCGAGCUUAUCGAUGUACGCGAGCAGCACAUCAAAGCCAUCGAGGGGGCCAAUCAGCGGCUCAAAGAGCUGAUGUCCGAUAAAUCGCGCGAUGAGUUUGUCACCUCGUCCAAUAACACCGAACUGCGGGACCUUCUGGUGCAGCGUGGUGGUGGUGGCGAUGGCACGGAUAGAGGACACCCAAUUCCGAGGCGACCCUCCACACAGAGUUCGCAGCGGAGCAGCACUUUUAGCAGCAUCUUUCCCUUUGAUGAUUAUUGCAAGGAGCUGAAACUGACUGAAAAUCGCACCGGUAGACCGAACGGCGGGACGGUUGGGGCCCCCGAAGGUUUGACGGCGCCUCGGUUUGGCAAGAAGAAGGUAGCCUGGUGCUAAAACAUGACAUACCACACCGUACGAUAAGACGCUGUUCUGACGAUAAAUCGAGCUUAAGGAGUAAUAUGUAUUUUUUUAGAAUUUUUAUAGUAAUAAUUUGUGGUGUGCCUUUUAAACAAUAUAUUUAUUUUAUACAGAACACUCA